ACAAACAUACCAACCAACAACCUCUUCUGUCAUACCAGCAAAACUGUCUCAACAUUAAUUGCAACUGCAACUCUAGUUUGCCACUGCGUUGCUUUGAGCGUGUGUGUGUAUGUGAGAGUGCGUUGGAGGUGUGAGUGUGUGUACAUCUUGUACAACUUGUCUAACAAUGGGGAACAAAUGCUGCAGCAAACGUCAGGACCAGGAACUAGCUUUGGCUUAUCCAACCGGCUAUAAAAAGUCCGAUUACACAUUCGGCCAAACACACAUAAACAAUACUGGCCAAAAGCAUAAUAAUGGCGGUUCACUGGACUCACGCUAUACACCGGAUCCAAAUCGUGUUCCCUUAAAAAUUGGUGCUAAGGGGGGAGUCGAUAUAAUAAGGCCACGUACAACGCCAACCGGCGUACAGGCAGCUGCUGGUGCUGGUGGUCUCCCUAAACGACGUGUCGUUGUGGCUUUAUACGAUUAUAAAUCACGUGAUGAGUCUGAUUUAAGUUUUAUGAAAGGAGACCGUAUGGAAGUCAUCGAUGAUACCGAAUCGGACUGGUGGCGUGUAGUUAAUUUGACUACAAGACAAGAGGGUUUGAUACCAUUGAAUUUUGUAGCCGAGGAACGUAGUGUGAAUAGUGAAGAUUGGUUCUUUGAAAAUGUGCUGCGCAAAGAGGCAGACAAACUUUUGUUGGCGGAGGAAAAUCCUCGGGGCACAUUUUUGGUGAGACCCUCGGAACACAAUCCAAAUGGUUUUUCAUUAUCUGUUAAAGACUGGGAAGAUGGUCGUGGCUAUCAUGUUAAACAUUAUCGCAUAAAACCCUUAGAUAAUGGUGGCUACUAUAUAGCCACCAAUCAAACGUUCCCCUCCCUACAAGCUCUAGUUAUGGCCUACAGCAAAAAUGCUUUGGGUCUCUGCCAUAUACUGUCACGACCUUGUCCCAAACCUCAGCCACAAAUGUGGGAUUUGGGUCCGGAGUUGCGGGAUAAAUAUGAAAUACCACGUUCAGAAAUUCAACUAAUACGUAAAUUAGGUCGCGGCAACUUUGGUGAAGUAUUUUAUGGUAAAUGGCGUAAUAGCAUUGAUGUUGCUGUUAAAACACUACGUGAGGGCACAAUGUCGACAGCUGCCUUCCUGCAAGAGGCUGCCAUAAUGAAAAAGUUUCGUCAUAAUCGUUUGGUUGCACUUUAUGCAGUUUGUUCACAGGAAGAACCCAUUUACAUUGUACAAGAGUACAUGUCUAAAGGCAGCUUAUUAGACUAUUUACGCGAAGGCGAUGGCCGCUAUUUACACUUUGAAGAUCUCAUCUAUAUUGCUACACAGGUAGCCUCCGGUAUGGAGUAUUUGGAAUCGAAACUAUUAAUACAUCGAGAUUUGGCAGCUCGCAACGUUCUAAUAGGUGAAAAUAAUGUGGCGAAAAUAUGUGAUUUCGGUUUGGCCCGAGUUAUAGCGGACGACGAGUAUUGUCCGAAACAGGGCUCCCGCUUCCCCGUCAAAUGGACCGCACCGGAGGCCAUAAUCUAUGGUAAAUUUUCAAUAAAAUCCGAUGUCUGGUCGUAUGGUAUACUGCUCAUGGAAUUAUUUACGUACGGACAAGUGCCAUAUCCUGGUAUGCAUAGUCGCGAGGUCAUUGAGAAUAUUGAGCGUGGCUUCCGUAUGCCAAAGCCGACAAAUCAUUAUUUCCCUGAUAAUAUUUAUCUCCUGUUGUUGCAAUGUUGGGAUGCGGUACCGGAGAAGAGACCAACAUUUGAAUUUUUAAAUCAUUACUUUGAAUCGUAUUCGGUGACGUCUGAGGUGCCCUAUCGAGAGGUGCAAGAUUAGGAUUAGAAGUUUAUAAAUAUUCAAUAUUUAGGUAUAAUACUUUAAGUUCUUUAUAUAUACAUAUAUACAUAUAAAUAUUUACAUACAAAAAAAAAACCA
Molecule: messenger RNA, 1909 nt
Organism: Calliphora vicina (urban bluebottle blowfly)
Lineage: Eukaryota; Metazoa; Arthropoda; Insecta; Diptera; Calliphoridae
Gene: Src64B
Product: Tyrosine-protein kinase Src64B
Exons: 5
Coding region: 167-1810 (547 amino acids)
Biological process (GO): cell differentiation; innate immune response; cell surface receptor protein tyrosine kinase signaling pathway
Cellular component (GO): extrinsic component of cytoplasmic side of plasma membrane
Molecular function (GO): non-membrane spanning protein tyrosine kinase activity; signaling receptor binding; ATP binding
Source: RefSeq, a predicted model, not a curated record